This is a messenger RNA of Suillus paluster, 1293 nucleotides long. RefSeq lists its product as uncharacterized. The record is from RefSeq and is a predicted model, not a curated record. Bases 182 to 1228 code for a protein of 348 amino acids. NCBI's taxonomy places the organism in Eukaryota, Fungi, Basidiomycota, Agaricomycetes, Boletales, Suillaceae. The transcript has 6 exons.
UAUUGCUCGCCGGGUGGCGUUGACUGAUUGGCAUAAUGAUUGCUAUGCAUUAAUAAGUCUAGAUAGGACUGUGUAGUAAUACGCUGACUACCCCUGCCGCUCUAUGACGCGUGUGCGCAAGCCGCGUACUAUGAAAGGGCGCUCGAAUGUACUGUGAAUCUGUUACAAGCUUUUCCCCAUCAUGAAGAAGUCACUUCUCAACUCUAUGAUCGAGCAAUGGUUGGUGGUGCCCCCAGUGGAAACGACUGAUCUAUCUGGGAAAACGGUUCUCGUCGUUGGUGCCAACGUAGGUAUUGGACUCGAGGCAUCCAAACACUUUGCCCGUAUGCAUCCAGCGCGGUUGAUAUUGGCCUGUCGUAGCGAGAGCAAGGGAAAGGCUGCUUUGGCUGAAAUCGAACAGGAGACUGCAUACAAUGGAUGCGAGCUCUGGAUAAUCGACCUUGCUAAUUUUGCAUCAGUGACCGCUUUCGCUGAUAAAUUCGACAAGGAGGGCGGCGACUUGCACCUCCUAGUCAUGAAUGCAGGUAUCUUGCAGUCCGAUUAUCAACCCACUACUGAUGGCUGGGAGUCUACACUACAAGUCAAUCACCUUGCAACAUCGCUCCUUUCUUUGCUCCUUAUUCCACAACUUGUUGCUGCGGGAAGAAAGUCGUCAACACCUUCACGGAUGGUAAUCGUAUCCAGUGAUGUCCAUCACUGGAUUACACUCGCGGAAGAAGUAAAGUCUUCCACGAAACCACUUGAAACGCUGAACAGCAAAGAAUUGGAGCGUAUGCAAUCCCGGUACUAUGAGUCAAAACUGCUGAAUCUCUUCUUCGUUCGUGCCUUGACGGACCGGUUGCAAUCCAUCACACCACUUAGCGCCGUAGCCGUGACCCCAGGAUUCUGCUAUUCACAACUACGGCGAUCCUGGUACGAGAAACCGGCUUUUUCUUUUGCCAGCAUCAUGCUCGCUAUUCGGGAGCGUCUCCUAGCGUGGACGCCCGAACAAGGCAGCCGCCAGCUUAUAUUUGGGGCGGUAGGCGGACGAGACAAGGAAGCGGACAUGAAAGGCGGGUAUGUAGCCCGUGGUCGCGUCGAGGAGGUCGCCGAUUUCGUGCUUAGCGACGAGGGUCAUAGAAUGCAGGAUGCUUUUUGGAACGAGACUGUAGACAUUCUGACCAGCGUUUCUGACAAGGUUGCACCAAUAGUCCAGGAUUAUCUAGUACCUGGAGCGUCCGCAAACUGAGAUGUAUAUAUACUAUGGGAUCCGUGGGAUCAAACGCUCCGUUCUCACAAUAUGUAGAUGUAUGU